GUGUAAAGUCCUGACCCCGCCCACCAGCCCCAGCCUCAGCAUCCAGCGGUGUAUUUAAGGAAGCCCCACAAAUCUUGGUCCCUCUGUCCCAGUGGAAGCUUCUGUCUUGUGGUUCCUGCUUGAAGGCCAGCACCAGAGGGAAAACAUGUGUGAUGAUGAUGAGACCACUGCCUUGGUGUGCGACAACGGUUCUGGCUUGGUAAAAGCUGGGUUUGCUGGUGAUGACGCUCCUCGCGCUGUCUUCCCGUCCAUCGUGGGGCGCCCUCGUCAUCAGGGGGUGAUGGUAGGGAUGGGUCAGAAGGACAGCUAUGUCGGAGAUGAAGCCCAAAGUAAGCGAGGUAUCCUGACCCUGAAGUACCCCAUUGAACAUGGCAUAAUCACCAACUGGGACGACAUGGAAAAGAUCUGGCACCAUACUUUCUACAAUGAGCUCCGUGUGGCACCAGAGGAGCACCCCACCCUGCUGACUGAGGCCCCCCUCAACCCCAAAGCCAACAGAGAGAAGAUGACCCAGAUCAUGUUUGAGACCUUCAACGUGCCGGCCAUGUAUGUGGCCAUUCAAGCCGUGCUGUCCCUGUACGCCUCAGGGCGCACCACCGGAAUUGUGCUGGACUCCGGUGACGGCGUGACCCACAAUGUUCCCAUUUAUGAGGGUUAUGCUCUUCCUCAUGCCAUCAUGCGUCUGGACCUGGCUGGGCGGGACCUGACUGACUACCUGAUGAAGAUCCUAACGGAGAGAGGUUACUCGUUUGUCACCACAGCUGAACGGGAGAUUGUUCGAGACAUCAAGGAGAAGUUGUGCUAUGUGGCUCUGGACUUUGAGAAUGAGAUGGCCACCGCUGCCUCCUCCUCCUCCCUGGAGAAGAGCUACGAGCUGCCGGACGGUCAGGUCAUCACCAUUGGCAACGAGCGUUUCCGCUGCCCGGAGACCCUGUUCCAGCCAUCCUUCAUUGGCAUGGAGUCCGCUGGCAUCCACGAGACGGCGUACAACAGCAUCAUGAAGUGUGACAUUGACAUCAGGAAGGAUCUGUACGCCAACAAUGUCCUAUCUGGAGGAACCACCAUGUACCCGGGAAUUGCUGACCGCAUGCAGAAGGAGAUCACCGCCUUGGCCCCGAGCACCAUGAAGAUCAAGAUUAUUGCUCCCCCUGAAAGAAAGUAUUCUGUGUGGAUUGGGGGCUCCAUUCUGGCUUCUCUGUCCACCUUCCAGCAGAUGUGGAUCAGCAAGCAGGAGUAUGACGAGGCUGGACCCUCCAUUGUUCACAGGAAGUGCUUCUAAGUCUUCAAGCUGCAACAAAAACUCUAUCUUUCCAUCCAAACCUUUGCUAUCUGCUAUUCCUUUUGCUGUAUAUAAAUGUGCUGUUAUAAUAAACUGUGUUUGACAGCUUC
This is a messenger RNA of Oryzias latipes (Japanese medaka), 1389 nucleotides long. RefSeq names its product actin, alpha cardiac muscle. The record is from RefSeq and is a predicted model, not a curated record. NCBI's taxonomy places the organism in Eukaryota, Metazoa, Chordata, Actinopteri, Beloniformes, Adrianichthyidae.